AUGCCCCUCCUGUGGAUCCUCUGGGCUCUGUGGCUCUGCGGACGUGUGCACAGCAACUCUCUACCCUCUGUCCAGGACCACAGCCUUUCUACUGGAACGCAAAGAGACCAGGACCACAGUUCUUCUUCUGGCGCACAUGGGGAUCAGGACGACAACCCCCCUCCUGGAGCUGACAGGGACCAGAACCACGCUUCCCCUCCUGAAACUCAAAGAGACCAGGACCACAGCCCCGCUCCUGGAACUCACAGGAGCCGUACCAGACGCUCCAUUACCCAAAGUGAGAUGCUGGCCAUACUGGACUACCACAACCAGGUGCGGGCGCAUGUCUACCCCCCUGCCGCCAACAUGGAGCUCAUGCAGUGGGACACAGAGCUGGCUCAGUGGGCGGAGGUGUGGGCGGCCUCGUGUCAGUGGGAGCAUGGCCCCGCCCACAUGCUCUCCUUCUUUGGGCAGAACCUGUCUGUGAGAACCGGAGGAUACCAGUCUGUGCUGCAGCUGCUCACGCCCUGGUUUGAGGAGGUUUUCUACUAUGUGUUUCCGUAUCCAAAUAUGUGCCGCCCCCUCUGCCCCCUCACCUGCUACGCCCCCAUGUGCACCCACUACACACAGAUGGUGUGGGCGAGCACGAGCAGAGUGGGCUGUGCCCUGCACACCUGCUCAAACAUGUCUGUGUGGGGCGCUGUGUGGAGAGACGCCGCCUUCCUCGUGUGCAACUACUCCCCCAAAGGGAACUGGAUCGGCGAGGCCCCGUACAGAGUGGGCGUGCCCUGCUCCAUGUGUCCCAGCACCUACAGGGGGCGCUGCAGUAACAACCUGUGUGUGCCAGAGCCACAGUCCAACUACGUCACCUGGUUCAAGUGA
This is a messenger RNA of Boleophthalmus pectinirostris (great blue-spotted mudskipper), 861 nucleotides long. Its product is annotated as peptidase inhibitor 15-like. The record is from RefSeq and is a predicted model, not a curated record. The coding region runs from base 1 to 861 and encodes 286 amino acids. Gene Ontology annotation, cellular component: extracellular region. The transcript is spliced from 5 exons. Lineage: Eukaryota; Metazoa; Chordata; Actinopteri; Gobiiformes; Gobiidae.